Messenger RNA from Branchiostoma belcheri (Belcher's lancelet), 5184 nucleotides. RefSeq names its product paired box protein Pax-2a-like. Lineage: Eukaryota; Metazoa; Chordata; Leptocardii; Amphioxiformes; Branchiostomatidae. The record is from RefSeq and is a predicted model, not a curated record. Gene Ontology annotation, biological process: anatomical structure development; regulation of transcription by RNA polymerase II. The transcript has 11 exons. Bases 1734 to 3437 code for a protein of 567 amino acids. Gene Ontology annotation, molecular function: DNA-binding transcription factor activity, RNA polymerase II-specific; RNA polymerase II cis-regulatory region sequence-specific DNA binding.
AUUCAUCCGCCGGGGCUGCGGGUCGGUAACUUCGGCUGACGUCGAAGGCAAUGGCGCCGGUGUAAUAAACACAGAUAACGGAACGUUCAAGAAGAUAGAUUGGAGUUAGACGAUAUUAACGGACUUAUGGAAGAUCAUGUUUUACAUGUUGUGUUUGCUAAACGUCGGCAGCCGCCAAGUGUCGUGCUGUCGUGCACCUGGAUCCUCCCGUUUUGCGGCAAUGGUUUCCCCAUUGGUUUCGCCCUAACCUUUCCAGUUGGACAAGUCGGUGCCGCUGACUGUUGUCGGUGACCUUGUGUCGUUACGAACUACUGCUAUCCUCCUCUCUAAGUCCUGUUAUGAACUUCCACUUACUUAUUGUGCGGGGAAAGCUAGCUGACGGGUUCGGGGAGGCGGCUCCAGGCCCUCCGUCAGCCCGUACGAGAGAACAACACCGCAUAGCGUAAUCCCGCCAACAAUGCAGCCAACCAAGGGAAACAAUUCACAAGACAGAAGCUCGCAGAAAGGGGGCCGAGAGACAAGAAAUGCGCAACGCGUAGGGAAAUCGGAUCUGACGGAGAGAAACAAUCAUCUCUGGUCGGGAUCAAUUAGUUAAACUAAUAAUAUCAUCUCAACCCGACUGAGCCUUUGUAGUGCUUAGUCUAUUAAAUGUAAUAUAGUGUAAUCCCGAGCCCAUCAGUGAAAUUAACAGGACUUUUGGCCGCUAAUAUUUCCCCAGAGCGACUAUAGCGUACCUGUGCGGCCUGGCAGUGGUCUCAGAUCCCCUUGUAAUUGCUAAUGUGUAGGACCGACGUAUUAAUGAAUACCGCAUUACGAGGGACUGUACUGUUGAUGUUGGGAUGGAUUCUGGGGGACGUGGUGACGUCCAGGCGCACAUGAGCCCCCUCCGAAAACCCUCCCACCAACCGGUGGUCACGGUGCCUAGAAUUUGUUAAUUGCGUCUCGGAGAAGGAAAGCCCUGGGGGAAGAGAUGGCAUUAAAUAUUCAUUGCAAGAGCUUUAUAUUGUAAGGACUAUCCGAAAUUGACGAACAUAGUUGAAGAUCAGUGGAGCAAGUGCAGACGAGUACGAGGGGUGUGUAGUUUGGUACUGAGCGUGCGCACCAGGCCUAUUUACGUGUCGGCCGGUAACGUACACGUCUGAGAAGUGGUGAGUGGCGACCACCUGCUCAGUCCAGCCACGGUGUGACCACCGGACCGAUUCCUGCUCCACUCGCACGGACCUCCACACACAGCUGAGCGGCACACAUGCGCGUGCCUACCGCAGGAGGAGACCAGGGCCACGCGGUAACGUCUUGAGAUCGCAGCCGGCGGAGUUGAGAAGUGAGGUGAGCUCGCCCGUGGGGGCUCGGCACGCCUGAAGGCACGGUUAGCCUCAAUUGGCCCGCAGUAGAACAACUGCACCCCGUGCCGUGCCACGAGGACUGGUCUCACAGACGACGAGAAGUUGGCUUCUAUUCUGAACUGGAGCUGUCCUGCAGGGAAGAGGACUAGACAGAGAACACCUUUCAGACAUCCUUUGGUGAACGGAUUGCACAGGCUGUGGCUCUGAUUUUCCGGCCCCAAACUGUGGGCCCCGGCACACACAGGACAAGCAGGCGGGCAGGCCUGCACUGUCGCCCCGGAGCACUUCUCCCAGGCGCCCGGUGACCCCUCCGUCGGGAAGCCGUUGUCGUCCUCGCUGGCUUGUUUCAGCUGCUGCGGGGGCACGGGCCAGACUAACCGCGCUCACGCCAUGGAUUUACACAGCUGUCACGGUGGAGUGAACCAGCUCGGCGGCGUCUACGUCAACGGCCGCCCGCUCCCUGAUGUGGUUCGGCACCGCAUCGUCGAACUGGCUCACCAGGGAGUGCGUCCCUGCGACAUCUCCCGCCAACUACGAGUGUCCCACGGCUGCGUCAGUAAGAUCUUACGAAGGUACUAUGAGACUGGCUCGAUCAAGCCGGGUGUUAUCGGGGGCUCCAAACCUAAGGUGGCGACUCCGAAGGUUGUUGAAAAGAUUGCAGAGUACAAGCGACAGAACCCCACCAUGUUCGCAUGGGAGAUCAGAGACAGGCUACUGGCGGAAGGCAUUUGUGACAACGACACAGUUCCCAGUGUCAGCUCUAUAAACAGGAUGACUCGUAAUCUCGUCCACAGGAUUGUCCGAAACAAGGCGGCGGAAAAGGCCAAGCAGUCACCCCAUAGUCCCCAGCAGUCACCCCAGGGCGCAGGCACGCCCAACUCCGUGGGGCCCAUGGCGUCCGGACCCGUGGCUACCUCCGCGUCCAACAACGCUCCCGGGUCGGACAGCGCGCAGAACGGGUCGUCCUACAGUAUUAACGGCAUCCUGGGCAUUCACCACAGCAACCCUGAGAAGGUCAAGCGAGAAGGAGACAGAGAACCUGGUGCUGCCAUGGAAAAUGGCAUGAUAGUCAACGGUGACCCCGAGCAGAAGCGUUCAACGUUCACACCCGACCAACUAGAAGCCUUGGAACAAGCCUUCAAUCGUGGCCACUAUCCAACCGACCCCUUCAACAGGGACAACAUGUCAAACAAAGUGGACUUGUCACAGACCCGAGUUCAGCAGGAUGUAAAACCUAGCAUCAGCUGUUCUACCACGAGUGUAGCGAUGACAGACUCUGCACCCCACGUCCCCACCGGCCACUAUCCAGUAGCUGUUCCAGCCUCCACCCCACCCUCAGCCUCAGCUCCACCCACCAGUGCCUCCCCCCCGGGGAGCGCCAAGUCCUCCGACCCCCCUCCCUCCCCCACCGCCACUACCACCACCACCACCACUGCUGCAACCUCAAACACCGGAUCUCUCACUGUACUGCAGCCAGUGGGCUCGGCAACCUUAGGGGGGUACCCCCUCUCCACCCACGGGUCAGGUACCCCCUCCUUUGGACAGUACACCAGCCAGGGGGUUCUGGCAGGUCUUCCUCAGUCGGCGGUGACAACGGGCCGCGACAUGCGAGACAUGAACUCUACCCUUCCUGGUUACCCGCCGCAUGCCCCACCCAGCAACCUAUCAGGACAGACGGGCUAUCCCUCCAACACGAUGGCUACUGGACUCGUCCCGCCAAUUGUUCUCCCCUCGGCAUCAAACUCCUAUAGCAGUGCCAGCACCAUGUCAGGCAGUGAUUACUCAUCCCAGUUCUCUGGCGUCCCGUACACUCACGCACAAUAUUCCAGCCACUACAACGAUGCUUGGAACCAGAUGCGUUACCCCACCCCAGGGAUAUUGAUUGCUGGUCCUUCUCAGGCAGGCCUGCCUUCAUCAUCAUCAUACUCUUCCGACUCCAGAGGGCUGGUUUUUCUAAGGUCAGAUUAUCCUCCAGCCGAGGCCCAGCAACAGCCGCAGCAGCAGCCCGGCAAUACAGUACAUAAGGACAUCUCCCUGGCAGACCUGCGCAUGAAGGCCAAAGAACACACCGCCGCCCUCGGCCUGGCCUGCUAGGCACAACAAGGCAACUUCUUGUCUUCUCACGAGGCCCCCUAUGAGUCGAGGUGGUAAUGCAGGAUGUGAGAUAUAUGAGAAAAAUACAACAUAUUCCUAGUUCUGUGUUCUGGAAUCAGGAGAAACUAGAAAUUAACUUGUUGAUGCCUCUUACACAUGUGCAUAUCCUGCCAAAACACACCUACCUGUUCUGCAGAAAAUUGCACAGACUAACUCUAUCCUCCCCACUGUCAUGGCCUACCUGAAAUUCACAAUGGAAAUGUUGGGAACAUCUUGUGCCUAUCUGUGAAACUGACUGUAAUAGGUUGACCUAAAAAUUCUUUUUGUUCUGUUACUGAUUCAGAAAAUCUUUUUUGUUGUUUUGUACCACAAAAUUAAAAAAGACUUGCUUCUUUAGUAUAAUGAACUGUACCACCAGGUGGUCUGUACACUAAUUGGUGAUCAUUAAAAAUUACAGCUAAAAGAGAAGAAAUAUUGGAGGAACCUAAUUAAAUAUGGUAAUAUGUGUAUACAUCAAAAUCGUAAUAUGAUGAUGAUUAGAAAAUAAUUGCAGCCAUGAAGUCAAAAUCUGUGCAAUUUUCUGACCAGAAUGUAUCCAUGUAGGCACCAUCUCCAGUCUGUAAGAUUCUCCUAUGUGUAAUGUGUGUACUUAAUGACAUGUCAAUCACCACUACAUGUAUAUUUUGGUAAAGCAAAAGGAGAGUCUUUGACAUAGCUUUAGUCAGCACCACUUGGAGAUGGUUGCCUAGGUUACCCAAUGCUUCUCCAAUCAACAUGUUUUGUACAGUGUUGCCAUGGCAACAGACCUCAGUUGUGCAACCAAAAGCAGGCGGCUCCCCGUCUUGUACAUUUCUCCCAAAGUCCUUGUGGUAUGAGCCAAAUGUAGAGUUAUAUUUCUGGACUAUAUUGUGCAAGGUUUUAUCAUUCUCAUGUCGGUUCUUCGCAAUGCUGUUUUACAUAGUUGAGAUUGUAUGUACUUAUAAAAGCUAGACCAGGGCACUGUUUGUGCUUAGAGCAAUCAUGUAUAAUCCUUUCAGCUACGAUGUGCAAAUAUGGAUGACUUGUGGAAAAAAGCUCAGCUUGCAUCAAUGCUCGUAUGUAUAUCAACUUUUGAUCUCAUAUUGGUCUUUUAUGUGAAGUCACACGACACAGUGAUGACUCAUCGACUGGCAGGUUCGGUCCUUUUCUGAGAUAUUUGCCAUUGCUAAAACCAAAAACACAUCGUAAACAGUUCCGUAUUAUACCAAUCAUGCACAAACACAUCCCAGAUUAGUAGACUAGUGGAUUAAUCCUAGCAGGAUUCCGUGAAACACCGAGUAAUGAUUUUCUGCGUAAUGAUCAGAUUUAGCGACAAUCCAGCCCUGCUGUUUUCCAACAUUCUGUACUUAUAUAUCAUCUGUGAGGAAUGUGGGAUGGGAAAACGAACAAGAUGUGGCAGUUAAUUAGUAGAAGAACACACAAAUUAUCCCUGUGAUGAAGAGUGGAGCCCAGGAUCGCUCCUUGGGGGUCGUGGCACGGGAAAUUCUAUAAUAACACCGAAUCAGGACAUAAUUGGACCAGAGAACACCCGGGCGAAAUGAUUGGAUUUCCACAACCACAAUUUUUCAAUAGAACGAUACAAAAGUGAUCCUGUGAGGCGAGGGGAAGCCGGAAUGUGUCCCGUGGUGAGGCGGGCCUGUUUUAUAGCCUAUCACCGCUAGAAUGGCGCAGGUCUACCGGGAACAUUCUACCAAAUAGUCUACAGGAU